UGAACACUUCGUUUGAGCUAGGCCUUUUCUCCAUUCUGUUUUCCUUAAACUGCUACACUGUAUUGGCACCUCUCUAAUGAACACUACGUCCCCUGCUCUAAGACAUAUCUCCCCAAGAUCCAAAGUGCGGCUUGCGCUGGGGCUGCUGGGAUCGAGCGCAGCCUGUACCGUAUGCUUGAAACUUCAGAACCAGACAUGUGUAGACCACUGCGCCGAUUUAGACUCUGCCGACCGCGAAUACUUUCAGCAGCCGGUCUUACAGACGAUGGCGAUGUUCCUUGGCGGAAUUUUGUGUCUGCUGACACCAGCUAUCCGUAGCCCAACUAAUCGUCGGCGGACCCAAAAGCAGCUUAUCAUGGAAGAAGCAGACCUGGAUGGAGCCAAUAUUGCGUCGGAGACUUCAUAUAUGCUGCAGGAUGCCGAAUCACCACCAGUGCAGAUUUCGCAACGCCCCAUGCAGGGUUUUGGCUACCUGCUGCUCUGGCUGCCAACGGCACUGGACAUUGUAAGCUCUACGAUGAUGCUGGUUCUCUUCUUUUACCUACCACCGUCGCUGAUCAACAUGCUGCAUGGUCUAACGGUCAUAUUUUCAGGGAUGCUGGCAGCAAAGUUCCUUGAUCGGCAUCUGUCGACCAGACAAUAUACCUCGCUGGCUAUCAUACUGCUGGGUGUGAGAAGACUCACUGUCAACAGUACGCCGACUACUGGCCGCUCAAGCACCAGGAUCGCUCUGGCUAGGGUUGCUCUUGCUGCGGUAGCACAGUUCCUCAAUGCAGCCCAGACGGUGGUCGAAGAAUCAAUCCUGAGUCGAUAUUCCAUCCGCCCCGCCAAGGUCGCUGGUAUCGAGGGCGUGUUUGGGUUCUGCACAAUGGCGGCGCUGCUUGUACCCCUAUACUACCUGGCUGGUGCCUGCCAGCACGGUGGGAUUCUAGAUACCCCGCUGGCCAUCGCUCAGCUGACGAGCUCUGUACGGUUAAGUGUAGCCAUGGCAGUGUGCAUCCUGGGGCAGGCGCUCAGCUACUACUACUCACUGUCUCUGGUCAAGCACCUGGGUGCGACGUCACGCAUCACCAUCGACCUAUGCAAGACAGUCAUGGUGUGGUCAAUUUCGUUGGGGCUGGGCUGGGAGACAUUCAGCUAUGUACGCGUACUGGGAUUCGCCGUCCUUGUGGCUGGCAAUCUCGCAUACAACGGAUAGAUAUGAUGCUUAUCUGCGAAUGGAAACCGAAGCGUAGUCCCCAGACUUGACCCAACCAGGGUACCUGAAGAGAUGUGCGUGGGAAGGGGACAAAUGCCGCAGGACGCACUGCGAAUCCCGAAGGAUGCGCAGGCCCACAGCCAGGAUGAGGCAGUUGGCCCAGUAGCCACUGGACCAGUAGCAGCAGGGGAGCAGUCACAGACACUUCUGGCCACGAUAAAAUUGCAAAAAAAAAUAAAAUAAAUGCAGAGCGAGC
Messenger RNA from Linderina pennispora, 1454 nucleotides. RefSeq lists its product as uncharacterized. The transcript has 2 exons. NCBI's taxonomy places the organism in Eukaryota, Fungi, Kickxellomycota, Kickxellomycetes, Kickxellales, Kickxellaceae. The coding region runs from base 77 to 1198 and encodes 373 amino acids. Gene Ontology annotation, cellular component: membrane; intracellular membrane-bounded organelle. The record is from RefSeq and is a predicted model, not a curated record.